AGUAACUUGCUUAGAGUCGCGUCCUUUUAGAAUGAGGUAUUUCUGAUAUAGAGAUUACUGAUCCCAGAAGUUUGGCUACUGACUUGAAUUUUUGCCACCCAGAUGCCAUACCGAUGUAUUCAGCAUACACAUUUUCCUCAAUUAUAGUCCAAAUUGAGCCUUCAAUUUAAGGAAAUCUCAAUUAUUUGACCAAAUUUAUCGACUAAGGAAGAAAAUUUCAUUACCAACUUACCAAGUUUGGAAGAUUACUUUCCAAAUGAAAAAAAUUUCCUAGCGACUUCCUAGACUCUUUCCAUGCUUUUGUUCAGUCUACGAUCAUCAGCUUUCCAACUAUUAUUUACUAUUAUUUUAUGUUGUGAGCAUCAAAUUUAUUAUAAACAAAUCCAGAACGCGUCCAACGCUCAACGCAAACGGUUGAAAUUGCACGCGCAGCCAGUCGCCCAUCAGCCAAUUUGAGUGCGAUCUAGUGCAAGUGAUCGCGUUCGCUUAAGUGAAUAACGAGCGUGGAAAUAAAGCAAAUAUCUCACACGACAGCAAACGUGUAGUUUACAGUACAAAAAUUAAGUGUAAACUAAAUAAACAAACAGCUGAAAAAAUACAUGGAAAGUGCUUUAAUUUAAUUAAAUUCAACGUAAGUGAUCGUCGCCAACGAACAGUGAAAGUGAAACGUAAAUAUAUGCAAAAAAGAAAAAGUGUAACAUACUUAGGUACCUUAGCUUACACACGCCCUCCCUACUGCAGUCGUUAAGUUUCGAAAAUGUCUGUAAGCAAUAUAUGCGCAACGCUCAACGUACUCACGCUGUGCGCACUGAUCGCGCCUACUUGGAUCGCUGCACUGCCAUACAACUACGAUGACAUAUACGAUUUGAGCGCCACGCGCCCGGAGCUGCAACCGAAAGAAUUGAAAUUGUGGUUAACAAUAAGCGCGCGUCAUCGAUUUUUGGAAGUAUCUUGGAAGAAUGCACCUGCUCACAGCGACGAUCACAUACUGAUCACCACACAGGUGCCGCAAAAGUUCGAGCGCGUUGAGGUCACAACCGGCACACCUUUGGCUGCCUUCGAUAAUGCAGAGGGUAGCGGUUUUGUGCCAAACGAUGGCAUUACCGAACGCAGCACCUCGUCACCCACGCGCUAUCUACUCGAACUUGAGCGUGACCGCGCUUUUGACGCGCAUUCGAAUACAAGCAAUGUUGCUGCUGUUGUUGAGGGUAGCGGCUAUGUGGAUGCUCCAACCGUCGCGCCGCGUACAACAUCAACUAUGCCAGGGCGCCUAUAUUGGUCUUCAAAUGGUGGGGCUAAUGAUAUUAUUGCAGCAUUACAACCAAGCGCCGCAUCGCAAUGGUUCACCACAGGCGUUUACUUUGAUUAUGCGCUCACGAGCAAUUUGACCGCCAAAACCGGCUGCUAUGGCUAUUGGGCGAGUUAUGUGAAUGCCAGCGGGGAGAUAUUGGCUACCACCUGUUUUCGCGCCUAUCCACGUUGGAUGCGCGAAACGAGCGCACAUAUUGGCGGCAUGCGUAUGCGCGAUCUCUUCAUACCCGGCACGCAUGACUCCGGGUCGUAUAGACCGAAUUUCGAUCCCUUACUGCGUGAGACGCUCGUCACCAAGUAUGCGCUAACGCAGGAUGAUGAUAUACGUGGGCAGUUAUUGCAUGGUGUGCGUUAUCUGGAUAUACGCGUCGGUUAUUAUCGAAAUACACCGGAACGCUUUUACAUAUGUCAUGGUGUUACGCGUCAGCGCCCUCUGGCGGAAAUCAUAGAACAAGUGAAGGAGUUUGUCUUGGAGACAAAUGAGAUUGUGAUAUUCGGUUUGAAAGAGUUUCCGGUUGGUUUUGGAAAAGGUCUGGGCGUUCAUCGUUUGCUCGUCAGUUUCCUACAACAACACUUUGGCGAUGUUAUUGUUCAUCCAUCAGUGUCGUGGCGCGCCUCAUUGAAUGAUAUUUGGUCGCGACAGCAAAAUGUUAUUCUAGCUUAUGACAAAGGUCCAGUCGUCUUUGAGUUUCCUCAUACCCUAUUCGGUUCGGUUGAGCAACGCUGGGGCAAUAAGCAAAGUUGGUCAAAUUUGGAAAAGUAUUUGCGCUCAAUCAGCAAUCUUGACGUUUCCCGUCUACAAAGCCGUCCGCAUGCCGAUAUGGCUGAGCUUUCGCCCGACACGUGGGGCGUUAUACUUGAUAAAUAUGGUGGGUUGCGGAAAAUGGCUGAUCAAGUGAAUUGGCGCAUUUCACAACUUUAUCGCGAUGAAUUGGGUGCCAAUGCCAAUAUUGUGGCAGUGGAUUUUAUACGUGGCACGAGUUUGGUGGAAAUUGCGCUCGAUUGGAAUAAGCGAAGGGUAGCUUAUUUUUAGAAGGGAAUUCGGGGUAAAACUAGAAUAAACUAGAAAGACAAUAAUUAAAAAAAAAACUAGUUUAAAUUUCAAAAUUAUGUCAUUAUUCUACGAGAUUUGGUGUUAAAAAAAUU
Molecule: messenger RNA, 2457 nt
Organism: Ceratitis capitata (Mediterranean fruit fly)
Lineage: Eukaryota; Metazoa; Arthropoda; Insecta; Diptera; Tephritidae
Gene: PLCXD
Exons: 3
Coding region: 758-2344 (528 amino acids)
Biological process (GO): lipid metabolic process
Molecular function (GO): phosphoric diester hydrolase activity
Source: RefSeq, a predicted model, not a curated record